Molecule: messenger RNA, 2863 nt
Organism: Pantherophis guttatus
Lineage: Eukaryota; Metazoa; Chordata; Lepidosauria; Squamata; Colubridae
Gene: CBLN2
Product: cerebellin 2 precursor
Biological process (GO): maintenance of synapse structure
Cellular component (GO): synapse
Molecular function (GO): protein binding
Source: RefSeq, a predicted model, not a curated record
CAUAUCUAAUCCCCGAUCGAUAGGGCAUUCCUGGGGAAAAAAGAGAAGGCUUGGAAGCCCAGUGAAUAAGGCAUUGCUGCCUAGACAACUCCUGUGUCCUGAGGUUUUAAAGGGACAGACCUCCUGCCCUUCUCACCACUUGCCAGCUGUUUGGCAGCGCCCGGAUCAGAAAGGAACUUCCAAAGGCAGGGAGGGAGCGACCGCGCUGCUUCCCUCUCCCGCCCCUCCAAGGAGUGGAGCAGCCUUCGGACGCGGCUGCUGGCCCCGCGUCCUUUACCUGGACGAAGGGGAGGGACCACAGCAGAAGAGAAGCGGAUUUCUUUUCUUUUCUUUUUUUUUAACUCGUUUGAUGUUUAUUUUAUUUUAUUUUUAAUCAAGGGGAAUGAAAGGAAAGCGGGACUUUUCUUUGAAAAGGAACUGGAGUCCGAAGGGCGUCUUUCUUCGUUCCGGAUGAAGUAUCACCUGCGUCCGGCGGGAGCGAGACAACUUCGAGGACAGCAGCUUUGGCAAAGCCGACGCUCCUCAGCUAUGGGCUAUCCAGGCUGCGACUGCUGCGCGCCUCCCGCCUUCCUGUGAAGUCUGCCGUUUGCCCCGUCCGUGGCUGAGAGAAGAAGCGCGCCAGAGAGCGCUGGUGCGGGGCUCGUGCGGGUCCGCAGGCGGGGCCAAGCCAAGCAGAGCCACGGCUUACGCGCCCGCCCGGAAAGUAAAGGCAGCUCUCGUUCGCUGCCGCCCCGCCGCCCCCUUUGGACUCUCCGGUUGGUGACGGGCCCUGCAACACGAUGCCCGGGCGGCGGUUGUGGUGGCGGCAGCGGGGAGCGCUGGCGGAGCCGGCUGGCAGUUACUCCUGCAUGGCGGCGGUGCUGGCUUUUUUGCUCUUCCUGCUGCCCACCAGUUGCCCGGCGGUGGGCGCGCAGAAUGACACCGAGCCCAUCGUGCUGGAGGGCAAGUGCUUGGUGGUAUGCGACUCUAGCCCCUCCGCCGACGGCGCCAUAACUUCAUCGCUGGGCAUCUCCGUGCGCUCUGGCAGCGCCAAGGUGGCUUUCUCGGCCACGCGCAGCACCAAUCACGAGCCGUCUGAGAUGAGCAACCGCACCAUGACCAUCUACUUCGACCAGGUAUUAGUUAAUAUUGGGAACCAUUUUGACCUCGCUUCCAGUAUAUUUGUAGCACCAAGAAAAGGAAUCUAUAGCUUCAGUUUUCAUGUUGUGAAAGUAUAUAACCGACAAACUAUCCAGGUCAGUUUAAUGCAAAAUGGCUAUCCUGUGAUUUCUGCUUUUGCUGGAGAUCAAGACGUUACCAGGGAAGCAGCCAGCAAUGGAGUCUUGCUCCUGAUGGAAAGAGAAGACAAAGUGCAUCUCAAGCUGGAGAGAGGGAAUCUCAUGGGAGGAUGGAAAUAUUCAACCUUUUCAGGGUUCUUAGUCUUUCCAUUAUAAAGAAAAAAACAAGGUGAAUCCUAACCUGCAAGCUGGAACAGGAAUUCGGUUCUUAAAUGACAACAACAAUUCCCAAGAAACUUCUGCCUCCUCCUAGAACUGGGCUAGACCUGCCAAUAAUUCCAAACACCCAAUCAGACUGCCAUCACUGAAGAAGGAGAAAACUUCUUGAUGCCACUCUUUGUGUUAACUCUUGACAGUUCCUCAAGAAAUCUGCAGAUCUGAUUAGUUUUAGAUGACCAGUCAUCCUUAAGAAAGAAAGAAGUUACCAACCUGAGCAAUUUAUACCUGUGAUUGUAAAGUCAAUUUUGGAUUUUAUUGUUGGGAUUCCAUUUCCUUUUUUCCCUUUCUUCCUCUUCUUGUCUUGAAGGGAUGCAUUAAUUGGAACCACAGAAGUGUUUGUAAUGGACUUAUUCCAAAGCCAGAAGACCCCAAUAUCUGAUGAUACGUUCCUAUAUGUUUUCUCUUUUUGUGUUUGCAUAGCCUUAAAAAAAGAAACAAACAAAACACCAAGACAAAAAUAAGAUUUUUUUCAAUUAUUCAAACUUCAAAUCUGUAUCUUCUGGGGAGGGUAAUUUUUGGACAUUACUGUGUCAAGAAGUGCUUUAUUCAGUGAAGCAAAUUUUGCACGAUUGGAACCUAUUUUAUUUUGUGUUAUUCGUGUUUUCCAUCAUCCUUCUUUCCAUUUGCUGACUGUUCUUGUGCUAAAGAAGACAGGCAAUUUGACCCAUAUGAUAAAGCAAGCACAUGUAUACUCUGAGGCUUGCAGUGAAACUAACCAGUGAACGAUGCUGCUUGUGUUAUCCAGCUGAUUUAAUCAAAGCAUUUGUUGGCACCGUGGAAGACAAUACAGCUUGAGUUGGAAAGGCAGCGACUGAUAUUUCUUACAUUACCUGAAUCUAUUUCAGAAGGUUGUCAAUAUCUCAAGCAAACAUACUGUAAAAUAUAAUAUCAUUUCUUUGCAUCACUGGGCAUCUUUUGCUGCUUUCCUGAUAUUUAUUUGAUGGAUUAAUUUACUUAUGCUUAUAUAUGCUGUGAUUUGGCCUCUCUCUGAGUGUUCCCACAAGUUAUCUUCCCUCCAGGUUAAAUAAAAACAGAUUCACACCAAAUUUGCUCGGACCAGACAAUUCGUGGGGCAGAAUCAGGGAUAUUGAAAUCCUGAGGCUUUGAAAGGUUACAAAGAUUAUGUGGUUCAACUAUAAAUAUAUCAUAAUUUGUAUAUCUUUUUUUUUAUUUUUGUUGAAGUUUCCCCAAUUAACUUCCAAAGACUUUUGAGUAGUCUUAAUCCAAUACUGUAUACAAUACUGAUUUCAAAAUAAUAAAAAAGAAGAAACCUCAGGUUGAGUUAAAAUUCACCUUCUAUGUGUCAAUGUAACCAAAAUGCUGAUGAUCUUUAGAUUCAGAAUAAAUGGGUUUCAUGUCCAACUUGC